AUGGCGCCCUCAGCUCAAACGCAUCAUCGCUCUCACAGCCUGCUACUUUUUCAGAAGCUGCUGAAUCUCCGAGACAGCGCAAGCCCACUCACACUUAUUCUUGAUACCCUGGAGCAAGGUGUAGGACCUCUCGUACAGGAAUUUAUCAGCAGAGGCAAGCUUGCUCGUAGUAAAGUGCUCUUCGUUUCAUUCACAACUGUCAGAAAGCCCCGUGAUGUCGAUAUCUUCAUCAAGGCACGGGGGAAGUCAGUCCAGGCUCUCAUAACCGAGAUCACCUCACAGUGUGCUCCUCCCAAGGGCCAAACACCCAAAGAUGCUGCCACAAACUCACAGAGCAAGUUCCACUCACCACACCCGCACAGAAAAAAACAUGAGCUAACAAUACUUCAGGUGGACUCACUAAACCCCCUCGCUUCGAAAGAGCCGCACGCCCUCCCCCUCUUCUUCGGCAGCAUCAUCAACCCCUUCGCCUCCCUCGUCGCCGUCUACCACAAUGACGUCCCUCUCGUCCUCCCGCGAACCGUCAACGAGCACGAACCCCAUCCGCUCACUCUCUUGUCACACAUGGCCACCGCCAUCUUCAAAGUCUCGAGUCUCUACCAGGCCGUCGAGACCAAGCGGGCACAAAUGCGUAGCUUGCGCGAGCCAGAGUGGGGACUGCACGAAGGGCGCGAAGGCGUGCUUGUUGGCCUGCGGACGGGCCAUCAAGCGGAGGGACUCGUGGUGGAAAUGGAGAUGAGGAGGCGCAGCGGGAGAGCUGUGGCUGAGAGGUUCAUCUUGAGCCCUUCAAGUCAAAAGGGAGGUGCCGGGGCGAGUCUAUCACUGCUUUCGGAUCACCCGCUGUUUGCGCCGCAAAAGGACACGGAGAGCGGUGGCGAGGGAGAGAUGGCGGAUACUACGUUCAGCUUGGGGCUGACGGAGAAGCAAAGGAGUGAUAGGGAGGGGAUUGUUUUGCCGUACUUUGACGCGCAGACAGAGGUCGGUGGAGGAGAGGGAGGCCGGAUUCUGUAUGACAUGGGGAGGGAAGACGAUUUUGAUGACGAGGAGGAUGAGAUUUGA
Molecule: messenger RNA, 1059 nt
Organism: Sordaria macrospora k-hell
Lineage: Eukaryota; Fungi; Ascomycota; Sordariomycetes; Sordariales; Sordariaceae
Source: RefSeq, a predicted model, not a curated record